AUGAUUCAAAUACAGCUUAGAGCUGAAUGGAUAUAAGGUCGUUUUCCCAUCGACAUUCGUAGUGUGCAAUCGGAUCACGAAUUCUUGGGACCGGACUCACUACGAGCACUCUAUCGUCGUCUAAACACAUUAAAUCGAUGUGCGAUCAUGCGUAUUGAUCAGGUCGUCCUUAGAAGAAGGAACGACGGCUACGGUUACGGUAUGUACGACGCAUUUGAUGAUGACGAUAGCGGGGAAAAACGAAAUGGACGUAUUGCCGAUCCGUUGCCAUAUUGGCUGAGUCGUUGA
Messenger RNA from Strongylus vulgaris, 288 nucleotides. NCBI's taxonomy places the organism in Eukaryota, Metazoa, Nematoda, Chromadorea, Rhabditida, Strongylidae. The record is from the annotation of a GenBank genome assembly.